This is a messenger RNA of Asterias rubens (European starfish), 1455 nucleotides long. RefSeq lists its product as uncharacterized. The record is from RefSeq and is a predicted model, not a curated record. The transcript is spliced from 4 exons. Gene Ontology annotation, molecular function: protein binding. Lineage: Eukaryota; Metazoa; Echinodermata; Asteroidea; Forcipulatida; Asteriidae. The coding region runs from base 217 to 591 and encodes 124 amino acids.
AAUUUGUUUUCCCUACAAAGCUUCGAUCAGAGUACGAGUUUUUUUUUAACCCCCCAAAAACCCAGUUUUUUAAUCAACAUUUCUUCGAUAGAAAGUAAAACAAACAUUUGAGCAAACCAUGUGAGUUUAUUUGAGCCUUUGUGUGCAGUUGAUGCCCCGCUUUGUGGUCGGAAAACGUCAUCCAGUUAUCGGAAAGCCAGCCCACUCUAUCACACCAUGAAGGCUUCAUUGAUACAUUGCGUGUUCUUUGUUGUGUUUUCAAGUGUCAUGGCUGAGACACCAUACUACCCAAGCUGCCGAAAUGGCAUCAAAUCAAUUCCCAAAAUGGGAACAAAUAAUUGUUCGAACAUUCUGUGCUCCAGCCGAUAUAAACCGGUUUGUGGCAGCGAUGGGGAGGAAUAUCUCAACGACUGUUCACUGUGCAAAGCAGCAUGCACCAAUCACAAGUUGUUUAAACGGUGUGAUGGGUUUUGUCCUUGUGGGGCGCUGAAGAACCCGACGACUGUUCUAGACCCCAAAGUUUUAGACCCCAAACUUCCGAAGAUUGCAGCAAGUGGGUUCUGCUUAAUGGAUGAAACAUGCCCAAAAUGACGUUAAAUUUGAAUCAUCGUAAACUGAAAGUAUUUCGCCGACUCAGAGCAGGACGGAGUUUCAAAUCUACUAAACUGAAUAAGAACGAGCUAGUCAUAAAAAAAUGAUUCACAAUUAAUCAGCCCGCUUGCAGUUAAUAACAAAGAACAAAGAACUCCCGUUGUGCUGUAAAUAGUUUAGAAUACAAUUUCAUAAGGGCUAUUGUUUUGUUAUUAUUAUUCAACAUUGAUCAACAUUGUUAUCAACAUUUACCCAUAAUCUAUUUAAACACGGGAAAAUCAGUAGAUGAACAAGACGUUUUAUUCUAGUGUAUUUCUGUAUACUCCAAUUUCUAGUGAUAAUGAGAUGGGAAACAAUGAUCGAAUAAUGUAUUACAUUAAAUAAAAUGGGGGUGCCCUUGCCAACGGCAUACACUCGGGGUAUGUUUGUUCACAAAUAAAUGGCUUCAGGAACUGUGUUUGUGUACUACCAGUCAGGCAGAUACAUUUAAGGGUCAAUUUGUUAUCAAUUGUUUUCACUUCAUUAAUUUUUACCAUAGUAACAUGUGUUGAUGUCAUGUUAAAAGAAAAAAUGUAAAUAAAUUAAUACCGUUGCAGUAAAAUAUAUUCCCAACGUAUACUUAUUGCUCUCAAACUACUGUAUUGUUAACCCCGCCUGUCGCUAUUGUUUUCCCAGACAAUGCCCCAGCGUGAACACCUGUGCGCACACACAGUGGGCAAUAUGCAAAUGAGACACCUGUUCUAUCAGAGAGAUACCAAUCAAAGCUCAUAUGUGCUUCAAGAGGGCGGUAUUCAAUUGAUAAUAAUUCAUUGCUUGUCAUUUUGUACCAUUUGUCUUUAAAGGCACUGGAUACGUUUGGUAACA